AUGAUGAAAAGUAAUUUGUCAAAAACAAUCGGUUACGGCCAUCAAAAAGGCUUUCAAUUAUGGAGGCAUGGUGAUCGAAGUCCGUUAGCGAUAUAUCCGAAUGAUCCACAUAAGGAGUCAAUAUGGCCUAAUGGAAUAGGUGAACUUACUGAGAUUGGUAUGCAACAGCUAUUUAAAGUUGGAAAACGUCUUCAUCAGCAAUACAUCAAUUGUACGCCACCAUUCCUGUCAAAAAGUUAUUACAACAGAGAGAUAUAUAUUCGAAGCACGAAUGUUAAUAGAACCAUUACAAGUGCGAUGGCACUUUUAGCUGGAAUGUUUUCUAAUGGAAUUGCCGGAAAAGAUUAUCCUCGGCCAAGUGUUGAAAUAAAUUGGCCUUACGGUUGGAUACCAAUUCCUGUUCAUACGGUGGAACUUAAAUAUGAUCAUAUUGGUAAUCCAUUUCAUCAUUGCAUGGGAGCAGAACAAUUGGAAAGAGAAGGAUAUCAAAGCAGUGAUUUUCGUGAAACAACAAUAAAGCAUCAGGAUUUGCUAGCACAUUUAUCGAACAUGACAGGCUAUCAAAACCUUCAAUUAGACGAACGUUUCAUUUUCAUUUUGGAUACCUUAAAUGUUGAACGUUUUCAUAAUUUAAAAUUGCCGGAAUGGUUUACAGUAAAUACUGAAAAAGAAAUGAAAGUUUUGAACAGGGAAAUACGAAAAUACCGAUUUGGAAACGCAAAAUACUUCGGUUCAAAUAAGAGACUAAUUCAAUUACGUGGUGGUACCGUAUUGAAUGGUAUCAUUGAUAAAUUACAACAGAAAUGGGAAUGCAUGAACGGUGAUAAUAGCAAAUGUGUCUGGUACAAACGUAUCAAAUUCUACGGAUUAUCUGCUCACGAUGUAACAAUUUCCGCACUACUGAUUGCAUUGGGAGUAAAUUUUGAAAAUGUGGACAUCUAUAAUCCACAGUAUGGUGCUACUAUAUCUUCCGAGCUUUAUCGAUUUAAUAAUCAACCAUACGUUAAAUUUUUGUAUUCAAGUAUCUAUUCGGAUGAACCGAAAUCGAUAACUCAUUUAAUACGAGGAUGCUCAAUAACAUCUGACCUUUGUCCGUUUGAAAAAUUUAUUGUCGGACAGAAAGAUUAUUUGCCAACAGAUAUUGAAAAGGAAUGUUAUCAAUACGUGCAAGAAAUACGACGAAGAAGUGAAGGUUCCAUUCUAAAAUGA
Molecule: messenger RNA, 1209 nt
Organism: Acanthocheilonema viteae
Lineage: Eukaryota; Metazoa; Nematoda; Chromadorea; Rhabditida; Onchocercidae
Source: the annotation of a GenBank genome assembly